Messenger RNA from Dunckerocampus dactyliophorus (ringed pipefish), 6151 nucleotides. It is a transcript of the gene abl1, whose product is annotated as c-abl oncogene 1, non-receptor tyrosine kinase. Gene Ontology annotation, molecular function: protein binding; non-membrane spanning protein tyrosine kinase activity; ATP binding. NCBI's taxonomy places the organism in Eukaryota, Metazoa, Chordata, Actinopteri, Syngnathiformes, Syngnathidae. Bases 715 to 4032 code for a protein of 1105 amino acids. Gene Ontology annotation, biological process: regulation of apoptotic process; protein phosphorylation. The transcript is spliced from 11 exons. The record is from RefSeq and is a predicted model, not a curated record.
GUCAACCACCUUGCAUAUAUUGCAAGUAUGGCGGCCCAGGCAGCAACUCGCGGAGUGCUCAGCCAAAAGUUCGCCGUUCCGAGUCUCACAUGAGAAGGAUGAGUAAAUCACGGCCAAAAGCAAGAAGAGCAGCGUGGCGACAGCGAAGUGGGCAGCGGCCUUGAUGCGGACACAAGCCGGCCGGUCUGUGGCGGCGUCCGGCUGACGGAGGAGUCGCCUGGAUUUAGUCUUUGCCUUCAAUUUGAGUUAAAAAACUCUCCCGGUCAGGAGUGAGGAAGGGGCUCGGAGUGCGGAUGCGGAAGUCCGGAGGAAAAGUGAGCACCCUGGUUGUUGGAUUAAAACAAAACAAACUUUAAAUUCACAGAUUUGGUGGCGAAAGUGCUUCCAAAAAGUGCAGCCAACUGUUGACUACUCCGUGCGCUUUCAACGGAACCAGCGGCUAACGCUAGCUAGCCUACAUGGCUACCUUCAUCGCACAACAGCGUACGAUAACUUUAUAUCACCACAUUCCUGUGAAACACCCCAAAUUCCAUUAAUGCAUGAUAAAAGGAGCCACACCGCAGUGGUACCCAUCUGCCUCACUGAAACUCCGGGAGGAAGCCAGUUAAAAGGACUCCUCCUGUCUUUCCUCGUCUUAAACCCUUCAAUUGUCAGACGCCGUGCGACUGAGUCCAGCUUGGAGCGUUCCCGGCUGCGGCCUGGCAUCCUGCCCUUAUGGGGCAGCAGCCGGGGAAGUUUGUAGGGGACCAGAGGAGACCCAGUCUGCCGGCCUUCAUCAAGGGGGUGAAGAGGGACUCGACGCGCCACGGGAGCCAGCCCUGCAAUGUGUUUGCUGUGCACGAAGCUCUCCAGAGACCGGACUUUGAGGGUCAGGGACUGAGCGAAGCAGCUCGCUGGAAUUCCAAAGAGAACCUGUUGUCUGGACCCAGUGAGAAUGACCCCAACCUGUUUGUGGCUCUCUACGACUUUGUGGCCAGUGGCGACAACACACUCAGCAUUACUAAAGGCGAGAAGUUGCGCGUGCUGGGCUACAACCACAACGGUGAGUGGUGCGAGGCACAGACCAAGAAUGGCCAGGGCUGGGUGCCAUCCAACUACAUCACCCCCGUCAACAGCUUGGAGAAGCACAGCUGGUACCACGGGCCUGUGUCGCGCAACGCAGCAGAGUACCUGCUUAGCUCAGGCAUCAACGGGAGUUUCCUGGUGCGCGAGAGCGAGAGCAGCCCCGGCCAGAGGUCCAUUUCCCUACGAUACGAGGGCAGAGUCUACCACUACAGGAUCAACACCGCUUCGGACGGCAAGCUGUACGUCUCCUCUGAGAGCCGCUUCAACACGCUGGCCGAGCUGGUGCACCACCACUCCACUGUGGCCGACGGCCUCAUCACCACGCUGCACUACCCGGCGCCAAAGCGCAACAAGCCCACCAUCUACGGCGUGUCGCCCAACUACGACAAAUGGGAGAUGGAGCGCACCGACAUCACCAUGAAGCACAAGCUAGGCGGUGGCCAGUACGGCGAGGUGUACGAGGGCGUGUGGAAGAAGUACAACCUCACGGUGGCUGUCAAGACACUGAAGGAGGACACAAUGGAGGUGGAGGAGUUCCUUAAGGAGGCUGCUGUUAUGAAAGAGAUCAAACAUCCCAACCUGGUCCAACUCUUGGGCGUGUGCACGCGAGAGCCUCCAUUCUACAUCAUCACAGAGUUCAUGACGCACGGCAACCUGCUGGAUUACCUGAGGGAGUGCAACAGAGAGGAGGUCAAUGCCGUGGUGCUCCUCUACAUGGCCACGCAGAUCUCCUCCGCCAUGGAGUACCUGGAGAAAAAAAAUUUUAUACACAGGGACCUAGCCGCCCGCAACUGCCUGGUCGGGGAGAACCACCUGGUGAAGGUAGCCGACUUUGGCCUGAGCAGGCUGAUGACGGGGGACACCUACACGGCCCACGCUGGGGCCAAGUUCCCCAUCAAGUGGACAGCGCCAGAGAGUCUGGCCUACAACAAGUUCUCCAUCAAGUCUGACGUCUGGGCAUUCGGCGUGUUGCUAUGGGAGAUCGCCACCUAUGGGAUGUCGCCGUACCCCGGCAUCGACCUGUCCCAAGUGUACGAACUGUUGGAGAAGGACUACCGCAUGGACCGACCCGAGGGAUGCCCCGAGAAGGUCUACGAGCUCAUGAGGGCUUGUUGGCGGUGGAACCCUCUAGAGCGUCCGUCUUUUGCUGAAACCCACCAAGCCUUUGAGACCAUGUUUCAGGAGUCCAGCAUCUCUGAUGAGGUGGAAAAGGAGUUGGGGAAGAAAGGCAAGAAGGUGACGUUGGGCUCCAUUCAACAGGCUCCAGAGCUUCCCACCAAGACCAGAACCACCAAGUCCCUCCGUCUCCGAUGCAAAAACACAGACAACCGGGAUGGAGAUAGUCCAGACCCCCUGGAGCCCGAGGCCGCUGUGUCCUCCCCUAUGCUGCCCAGGAAGGAGCGCCCCCUUCUGGAUGGCAAUCUAAACGAGGACGACCGCCUGCUGCCCAAAGACAAGGACAAGACACGUGGCAGCGGCUUUCUGAGCCUCAUCAAAAAGAAGAAGAAGAACGCGCCGGCUCCUCCCAAACGCAGCUCGUCUUUCAGAGAGAUGGAUGUCCAUGCCGAUCGGAGGGGCGGGUGUCCAGAUCCCCGCGAUGGCGACUGCCUUAAUAACGGCGGAUCUUUGGCUGUUAAUGACGCCACCCAUGUUCUAGACUCCUCAAGGUUUCUGGGUACCAACAACAAUGGGGCAGGGGGUAUCACUAAUGGUGCUCCCUCCUACCCUGGACCGUUGUUUCCCAGGAAGAAGGGGGCGCCUGCUGUGCCCGGACCACUGGGCAAGGCCGCCAUCACCCCACCCGGUGAAGAGGAAGUCAUGACGAACUCUAAACGCUUUUUUUGGUCAUCUAGUCUCCCUACCGGCUCAGAUGGCACCGAAUGGAGAUCGAUCACGCUGCCUCGGGACUUGGGCCAGCGCCACUUUGACUCUGGAACCUUUGGUGGAAAACCUGCUCUCCCUCGCAAGAGAACCAACGAGCAGAAAGGGGACACCGCCCCUCGAAUGGGAACGCUGACCCCUCCACCACGUUUGCCGAAGAAGACCGAGGAGGCGGCAGAUGUGUCCAAAGACGCUGAGCCAAGUCCUGGAUCCAGUCCCCAGGCGCUGACCCCCAAGGUGGUCAAGAGGCCAGGGAUGCCAGGACUGGAGAACUCCAAGACCAGUGCUCUGCAUGCUGAGCUCCUCAAGCCCAGUGUCUUCCCAGCCUUGGGGGCCGCCGGAGAGGAAUGCAGAGCUCGCCGAAACAAACACACUGUGGACUCUGUUCGAGAGAGGGGAAAGUUCCAGAAACCCAAACCGGCUCCCCCUCCGCCACCCGCCAAUGCCAAAACAGGCAGGACCUCCCGCAGCCCCACCCAGGAUCUCCCCUCCCCCUCGACAGAAGGCAAAGUUAAGGGCCUCCCCUCUGCUUCCGACCCCCAACACACAACCACUGCCAGUGAGCAUGGCCGCUCCCCCCUCAGUGAGGCUCCCAAGAAACUACCCCUGGGCUGCAACUCCAAACCUCAACCGCUCAAGACCUCCACCUCGCUGAGCAGCUCCCUUGGGGGUGACACGGUGAUGCCCACUGCCUUCAUCCCCCUGGUGAACACCCGUCGCUCCCUCCGCAAGACAGCACCCCGGCAAGCCUCGGAGCGCACGCCUAACUCGGCGGUGACGCGCGAGAUGGUGCUGGAGGGCGCCGAGCAGCUCCGCACCGCCAUCUGCCGCAACUCGGAGCAGACGGGCAGCCACGGCGCCGUGCUGGAGGCGGGCAAGAACCUGUCCAAGUACUGUGUGAGCUACGUGGACUCCAUCCAGCAGAUGAGGAACAAAUUCGCCUUCCGUGAGGCCAUCAACAAGCUGGAGAGCAGCCUGCGCGAGCUGCAGAUCUGCCCCACCGCCUCUGGGGGGGCCAACGCUCAGCAGGACUUUAGUAAGCUGCUGUCCUCUGUCAAAGAGAUCAGCGACAUCGUUCAGAGGUAGCGUCGUUAAAUCCUCACAGCUGAACUGAAACUUUUUUGGGGGUGCGGGCGUGCACAUGAACUGUGCUCCAUGUAAGGCUCAUGUUUGAGAGCUGAGUGUCCCAGUUGAUACUUCUCAUCCCAUCUGGGCUUUUUGUGAAUGGAAGCCAAGGAACGUGCAGGAGUUAGCCUUAACUAUGAAUGAGCAAUGUGCUCAACAUCACGCUUGAAAAAAGGUGCCUAAUAUUUCCAUUGUUUAGGCUGCGUUCACACUUGUGGCUUUGUUGGUGUGCACUUUGGUGCCGAUCGCUUGACUUUCACACUGGUAUUUUGUCAUGGGACCAAAGACUGUGCAGUAAAGAACAUACUCUAUGCAUAAAGUAGGGAUUUAAUUGGACUGCUUUUGUGGUAUAGUAAGUUACGCAACUCGAAUGUUCCAAGCCAAAAUACAGCCGGGUUGGAUACCUUGGCUAUUUUUACCAGUUUGGAUUUCACCAAAAGCUUUUAAAAUAUACUUUGAAAGAGCUCCAUUGUCACACACACAUAUGGAGAGAGAGAGAACUUCCAACGCAUUUUCCUUUUGACAUUUGUGCAUGCUUUUUGUUGUCAUUUUACACUGGCCCGUGUCUUUGGUCCGUGUAGCGCUCACAUUUGAGCUCAAGUGAACCGAACCGCACCAGAGUGUGAAGCAACGUCUGUAUCCGCUUGCUUGGUGCACACGAGAGUUGACCAAAUGAAGCGCAUUAGCAGAGAAAAUGCACCAGAGUUCCUUUUAACUGAACCAUGUGUGACAAGUGUGAACGCACCCUUAGUUACAUUUUCAAUCAAAACAGCAUGCCUUUAAAUUCUUAGUCCCAACAUGUCCUAUUGAUUUGUCCACCAUUUCACCGGUAAGUCCAUUAAGUGUUUCCUAUGUACUGUGUGAAUGUGUUUUCUAAAAAAAUUCUGCAGUAUUUGCAACCACAUGCUAUACAACAAUGGGAGUAGGUAAGUUUUGUGUGCCUUAAAAACAUUUUUUCGCCAUACCAAAAAAAAAAAAAAAAGUCCCCAGUGUGUACUGGGGAGGGACCACAGAGAUGCAGAAGAUGCAACUUUUUUGACAGAUUUUUUUUUUUUUUAAAUACAUGCCAGUUUAUUAAAAGCCAUCAGUAGCAGCUUGAAGAGAUGACAGACAAAGUGUUUCAAGCAAAUGUCUCCUUGGGGAAACACUGGACUGAAUGUUGAAUGGAUCUGUCACGUGCUGUCUUAAAUUCUACAAAUGUUCAUGUGUGUGAUUGUGAUGCCCGAGGACUCAAAACCACAAUUUGGAUGUGGUAGUGUCACUUUUUAACCCCCAUACCACUACUCCUCUUUGUAAAUAUGUUUUCUUAUUCUUUAGCUCCGUGCAAUUGUUGUUGCAAUAAAAUUACAAAUCAAUGUCAAUGCUUAUGUGUCACUCAAAACACCAGACACAGACUGGACAACAACAGGUUAUGUAUAAUUUAUUUUUUCUUUUCCGUCUAAUUUUUUUUGUCAUUAAAUCAAAAUGUCAACAUUUUAAAAUCAUACACGCAAAAAGAAUGCAUUUAAAUGUUAGCACGGCUCCUGUUUCUUUCAAAAGUUUAUACAUAUGUACGUUGGUUUUUCUUUCUUCUGGACAGACAAAAGCAGGAAGUGGUCACUCAAGACAGCAAAAGGGAAAAGGACGACCCCAUCGACUUACCCACUAGCAAAGAGUUAAGACAGCGAUGCAGGACUCCUCCCCACGUAUCAGGUGGGGGAAAAUAUAAUAUAUAAACAAAAAGUGUCGACUCUGUACAAAGCAGAGAGUUAAAUGUUAGACAUAAAUACAAGUUUUGUAAUACAGAAUCCGGCAAGUUCAGUAGUGUGCGGAUGGAUGGUGGUCUUAGUGAGGGUGUGUUUGUGUGUGUCUACAUACAUUUAUUAUUAAUAAUAGAAACUAUGUUACAGAAUGUCCCCAGAAUGCAGUGAAUUACAGGCAACCCACUACUAGCACAUCAACUGUACACGGCCAGCAAAUAAUUAGCAAUAUUUAUAUUUACAGCUGUCCAAACUAGGAAGAAGUAAUUGGGAUUUGAUGUUCUGUUUAAAAGGAAGCAGGGCAUGCUGCUUGGUGCACUUUAUUCUUAUAAUACAAGGUG